This is a messenger RNA of Manduca sexta (tobacco hornworm), 859 nucleotides long. Its product is annotated as keratin-associated protein 6-2. The transcript is spliced from 4 exons. Lineage: Eukaryota; Metazoa; Arthropoda; Insecta; Lepidoptera; Sphingidae. The record is from RefSeq and is a predicted model, not a curated record. The coding region runs from base 94 to 744 and encodes 216 amino acids.
UGUCUCAUAUAAAGGCGUGCGAUCUGAAGACCAUGAUCAUUGUGCGUUUGUGAUCGCGCGGGAAUCUUGUGAAUUAGUGUAUCUUAUUUAAUUAUGAAUCAUCUGAGCAUAUUUUUGUUAUGUUGCUCGCUGGCCGUGACCAUCGCGCAGAGAAUAGCUGACACCAGCAAUGACGUCACAGACAGCCAGAGAAGGACCACCGGCGGAUACGGACUGCUUCGACCCGGUUACUCGAGUAGCUACCCGGGUUAUGGCGGAUAUAAUAGUGGGUAUGGAGGAUUAGGGAGCGGUCUUGGAAGUUACGGUGGCUAUGGAGGAGGCUACGGUAGCGGAUACGGCGGUGGAUAUGGCAGCGGAUAUGGCAGUGGUUAUGGCAGCGGAUAUCCCGGAUAUGGGGGUUCUAGUUUCGGUUAUCCGGGGCAAGGAUACCAGGGCGGUUACGGAGGCAACUACGGGGGUUAUCAAGGCGGAUAUGGAGGUUACGGCGGAGGACAAGGAUACCCGGGCUAUGGAGGAUACCGCCCCAACUACAGGCCUGGUUUUGGCAACGACUACCGCCCGGGAUACGGCAAUACCGGGUACCAAGGCAGACCCGGGUACAACCAAUAUACACCCGGUUACGACCGACCUUACCCGGGCAACGCUGGCAAUUAUUUUGGCGGAUACGGAGACGGAUAUAGCACCACAUUCAGACUGCAAGCGAGGAGUGUUGACGCCAAAAAGGAUGAGAAAUCAUCAGCUUAAUGUAUAGAUGUUAUAUGCACUGAUAUUUUACACUGUAUAGAUAACUAAUAAGUUUGUAAGAUAUAUUAUUUUAUAUUUUUACUUAAGACGACAAUUAAACUGUGAUUUAUAUCAA